AUGAUCCUCAACGGGGUGCGGUACAUUUUUGCGGCCGACCCGGUCAACACCGAAUCGCUGGCAAUUAUGUAUUUUGUCACAGGUAUGCUGGCCCUGGCGUGCAAUCUGUUCAAUAUCUAUAUCUUCUACAGCCUGCACCGCAAGCAGCGAAAAUAUCAGAUCUUCAUCGCCAUCGAGCUGGCAGAAGUCGUGAACUCCGUCUACCGUCCCGCUUCAUAUCAACGAUACUGGGAUGAUCAUUUCAAGAGGCGGCUUCUCCUCGCCGUGGCCGUUGUUCAAAUCACGUCAGUAGUACUCGCCGGACUGUCGGCAUUUUUUGACCCAUAUAUCAACUCGACCCAGCACUGCCCAGCCGCAGCUACCGUAUCCUCCACCUACGCAGCUGUACACUUCCUAUUUCAGAUCCUCUCCUACCUGGUCAGCUUUGUGACGCUGGCGGCAGUUUACUUGACGAGCAAGGAAAAUGACGCUACCAUCCUCGCAGAUCUGAUGACC
Mesorhabditis spiculigera is the source of this 495-nucleotide messenger RNA. The record is from the annotation of a GenBank genome assembly. Lineage: Eukaryota; Metazoa; Nematoda; Chromadorea; Rhabditida; Rhabditidae.